CCCUUCCCCUUCACCAUCACACGGCAUUUUGCUAGUUUGUACCCGCGUGCCUCGUCGUCGUCGUCUCCGUCUGUACCCGCUCGAAGCUUCCGUGUCGCGGCCUCCCUCUUCGCUUUCCCCCUCUGCUCCCGGGGGGAUUUGUAGUACCGGUGGUCGGGGUCGGUCAGCGCGCGUGCGUGAAUCAGCUGCGUGGAUUUGGAUCGGUUCGGUCGGUCGAUCGACGGCUCGUGAGGCUAAGGACAGCCAUACUGGACUGAGUGUUUUAUGGCUAGACACCAUGGCAAUCAUUCCCUGCUGCCAGAGAUGGUUCAGCCCAAUAAUGAGCAGCAACUCAACGAACCUCUGCCUUUAGGUCAGAACUUAUUUGUGCAUGCUGGAAAUGAUACAUCCCUUAAAAUUGGCCCUUCAUACCAUGGGAACGUGACAAUUAGAUCGAAUGACAUUCCAUCUUCAAGUCGAGCGGCACAAUUUUCAGUUCAUAGAGUUAAAAACACAGGGGCCUUACAUAAUCCCUAUGUUCACUGCCCUGCUGGAAGCUCCCAUGGCCAUGUAUCCUACAAUGCUCAAACUGAGCCUGUUAUAACUUAUCCACAUGGUUCUGAGGAAGAAUUUGCUCCAGUGAGUUCCCAAAUCAACAACAGAACUGCUGCAGUUAAACGAAAAAAUCUUGUCAUUUAUCCAGAGUAUAGCAUCAAUGGUGAUGGUUAUUAUGCAGGUAGCUCAUCAAGUACCCAGUUCUCUAAUUAUCUGCAGCCAGCUCCGUUUUCUGAGUCCUUGUAUCCUCAAAUGCCUCCAAGUAUUGGUCCAAGCAAUUGGAAUGACCAUAGCUUAGUAAAUCAAGGAGGAAUUCAGAGAAAUGUGAGACAACGCCAUAAUUUUGCUAAUAUUUCAUUGGAAUCUAGACCAGUCCAUUCAACUUCAAAUGCUUCCCAAAUUACAUCAAUGAAAAGGAACGGAGAAUCUUUUUCUACACAAAUGAGAACUAUGCCUUCAGGUGCCUCUGGAAUGUCCCCUAUGGAAAUUGCUUAUGGUCCUAUGGGAAGUAGCAACUCAACUGUUCCUGUCCCAACUUCACUUGGCUCUUCAGGCAGUGCAACAUUCACCAAUGGUGUCUUUGCUCCUAGGGCCGUUCAUGCUAACACUGGUCCUAGCUACGUUCACCUGCCUUCUGUAGCGUCAUCCAGUUCUACAGCGAUUCCCCAUGAGGCGAUCAUUCUGAGCUAUCCACCUGCUACAUCUGCAACUACCUCAACAUCCAUGAGAGCCAAUCAGCCCUUCGUUGUCAGAGCUGCUGCAUCUUCUAGGCAUGCAAGGAAUGUACCUAUAGGGCAUGCUAACAGCGGAAGGAACAGAAGGGCGAGAAACUCGUACUAUGCGCAUCAUCCGUUGAUUGAUGCACAGCAUUUGAUGAUAAUGCAACAAUUGGCUCUCCGAGAAUCAAGAGAAGCGCAAGACCCACACAGGGGCAUGAGAUUGGACAUUGACAAUAUGAGUUAUGAGGACCUGCUGGCUUUGGGUGAAUCUAUCGGUAAUGUCAGCACAGGCUUGGCAGACGAAAAAAUUUCAGGUUGUGUUAGAGAAGUGAUUUAUUGCAGUUCUGACGAACAGCUAUACGAUCAAGAUGAUGGGAAAUGUGCCAUUUGCCUGGAGGAAUACAAGGACAACAGUUUGCUGGGAAUACUGAAAUGCAAUCACGAUUUCCACACCGACUGCAUCAAGCAAUGGUUGAAGGUGAAGAACUCAUGCCCCAUUUGCAAGGCGGCCGCUGCAUAGGACACCAGAGGACAAAAACAAUAUGUUCCUCCAAUUUGUUAGUCUUUAGACCCCCAAUUAACUUAUUUCAUUCUUUGUGCUCCUCAGUCAUGUAAAUAAGUAAGUUUACUAACAUUAAAUUAUUUUGUGUGUUACCAUAGUUGAUAUCCCAUUUGAUGUAUUAUUAACUAUUAAAAAUCCAUUUGUUGGAUCAAUUAAUCAUAUGAAGUGGUUUUACACCUUUA
Molecule: messenger RNA, 1997 nt
Organism: Oryza brachyantha (malo sina)
Lineage: Eukaryota; Viridiplantae; Streptophyta; Magnoliopsida; Poales; Poaceae
Product: E3 ubiquitin-protein ligase MBR2-like
Exons: 7
Coding region: 265-1773 (502 amino acids)
Molecular function (GO): ubiquitin protein ligase activity
Source: RefSeq, a predicted model, not a curated record